Messenger RNA from Aphidius gifuensis, 2049 nucleotides. RefSeq names its product sorting and assembly machinery component 50 homolog B. The transcript has 5 exons. Lineage: Eukaryota; Metazoa; Arthropoda; Insecta; Hymenoptera; Braconidae. Gene Ontology annotation, biological process: mitochondrial respiratory chain complex assembly; protein insertion into mitochondrial outer membrane. The record is from RefSeq and is a predicted model, not a curated record. The coding region runs from base 318 to 1751 and encodes 477 amino acids. Gene Ontology annotation, cellular component: SAM complex; outer membrane.
AGAGAGAAAGAGAGAAGAGUAAAUAGCGCAUGUGUCAUACACAAUUAUUAUCUAACCUUAGAAAAAAAAAAUUAAACAAAUGUGUAUUUUUUAUAAUUAAAUUGAAUUAAAUUAAAGUGAAAUAAACUGCGCCGGUCAAUCACACUCAUUUGUUAAAUCUACCUCAUAAUUAAAGUAUUAAAAAAAUUAACGAAUGAAGACCAAAAUCAAAAAGUACAUGACAAUUUAAUUCGAUAAGCAUACAAGUUUCCAAAAACAAAAAAAAAGACAACACAAGAUUUUGCAUUAUAAAAUUUAAGAUUUCAAAAGAUUAUGAGAUGUCUCCAACUGAUUCAUUUUCAUCAUCAACAAAUUCAUUUGAGGGACAAUCACAGUGGCCAUCAGGAAUGAAUAAAAAUUCUGAUUUAUCAUCAAUGAAACAACAACAAGAACCAAUUCAAGUAUAUCCAAUUGAUUUACAUCAAUAUGCAAGAGUUGAUAAAAUUCAUAUUGAUGGAUUAAAACGUACAAAAGAUGAUAUAGUAAAAGCACAAGUUAAUGAAUUAUUUGCUGCAAAAGAUUUUUAUAAUAUUAUUGAACAAUCACAAAAAGUUAAAUCAAAACUUGAAACACUUGGUUGUUUUAAAAAUAUUGGUGUUACAAUUGAUACAAGUAAAGGACCAGAUGCAACACCAGACGGUGUUGAAGUUACAUUUAAUGUACGUGAAUUAAAAUGGCUAAGUGGUGGUGUUAAUACAAUGGUUGGAAAUAAUGAAGGUUCAGUAUUAAUACAAGCUGAAACACCAAAUCUAUUUGGUAGAGGUGAAAGAUUAAAAAUGGAUUAUUCAUAUGGAUCAAAAAGUAGUUCAAAUAUAAAUAUAUCAGCUGUUAAACCAUUUGUUGAUAAUUGGCUUCAUAAAGUAUUAACUGGUACUAUUUUUACAAGUACAACAGAUGCACCUUGGUCUGGUUAUAAAGAAAAAAAUCAUGGUAUAUUAUUUGAUCUUGCUAUUAAUCCACCAGGUGCACUUAAACAUAAUUUUCAAUAUGAAGUUAAUUAUCGUGAUAUUAUUGCUGCAAAAUCAUCAUCAUUUUAUGUACGUGAACAAUGUGGACCAAGUUUAAAAUCAGCAUUACGACAUAUAUUAUCAAUUGAUAAAAGAGAUGAAAUAAUAUUUCCAACAAGUGGUAGUCUUGUUAAAUUUACAACUGAACUUGCUGGUCUUGGUGGUGAUAUUGGUUUUAUGAAAUAUAAUUUUGAAUUACAAAGUAAUUGGUCACCUCAUGAGUGCCUUACAUUCCAGUUGGGUGCACAAGCUGGAUUUAUGAGUGGUAUUAGUAAUGACAUGGCAAUAAGUAUUCCUGAUUAUUUUUUCCUUGGUGGUCCAAUGAAUUUACGUGGUUUUGCUAUGAGAGGAUGUGGACCAAGAUCAGAUGGUAAUGCUAUUGGUGGUAAUAGUUAUUGGGCACUUGCAUUACAUCUUUAUACACCAUUGCCAUUUGUUAAACCUGGAAAAAGUAGUUUUGCUGAUUUAUUUAAAAUACAUGCUUUUAUUAAUGGUGGAAAUUUAGGAAAUUUAAAAAAAGAUGGUGAUUAUUCAGAUAAUUUAAAAUUAUUCACUGACAAUGUAAGAUGGUCAACAGGUGCUGGUCUUGCUUUAAAACUUGGUGGAAUAGCACGUAUUGAAUUAAAUCUUGUUUGGCCAUUAGUUGUUGCAAGAAGUGAUAUAUUUCAACCUUAUCAAUUUGGCAUUGGAGUACAAUAUUUGUAAAAAAAUUUCAUUCAUUAUUUUCAAAAUAGUGCUUGUAUAAAAUUUUCACUCGUGGAUAAAAAUAUUUAUUCUAUUUUUUUUUUUUUUUAUUUUUUAUUACCUAUUUUGACAAUGAUAAAUAAUUUUAUUGUCAAAUGUUAAUAAUAUUUUUAUUCAUCGUAAAUUGUUAACGAAACAUCACAAAUGUCCAUAGUAUAUUGUAAUUAAAUAAAAUUCAAUGAGAUUUUAUAUUCACAUCAAAAGUUAAUUUAAUAUCUCAAUUUGUUUUAAAAGAAAUAAAUUUUAUUUUAAAAUGAAA